AUGAAGGAGGGUGCGCAGCACUUCCAAGGCACCGAUGAAGCAGUCUUGAGGAAUAUCGACGCUUGCGUUGAGUUGGCUUCGCAGCUCAAAUCAGCUUAUGGGCCAAAUGGAAUGAACAAAAUGGUGAUCAACCACAUCGAAAAGCUUUUUGUGACCAACGAUGCAGCCACAAUUCUAAGAGAGCUUGACAUUCAACAUCCCGCAGCUAAGAUCAUCAUCAUGGCCAGUCAGAUGCAGGAGAAGCAGGUGCGAUGAUU
Messenger RNA from Cylicostephanus goldi, 257 nucleotides. The record is from the annotation of a GenBank genome assembly. Lineage: Eukaryota; Metazoa; Nematoda; Chromadorea; Rhabditida; Strongylidae.